UAAGGUAGCUAGCAGGCGUAGCUUAUUAGCUAAAACCCAAAUUCCAAAUUAAGAUGGGCAGCGGUGGUGACUAUGAUACGUGCAUAGAUAUGAUCUUCGCCAACUAUGUCCAAAACCUGACAUCAUCCUAUGCCAACAAGAGCAAUGAGACCUCCAUUGUGGCCACCUUGUCCAUCAUGUUCAUCCUCGCCUCUCUCUUCUUCAUCCUCAGCCUCUUCAGCCGCUUGUCCGACGUGAGCGCGGUGCUCAACCCCACCGUCCGCUUGAUCCUCUCCAGCUCACUCUCCCUCUUCCUCCCCGUCAUGUCCUACCUCUUCUCGGAGGCCAAGAACGGCGAUGCCACCGCGGGUAGUUCCGGCCAGCAAACGGAGCUCUCGUUGCGGGCACGGACGAUCCUCACGUGGAUGCUUCUUGUGGAGCUCCUCCGCAACAAGGUGGAGACUGCUCUUGUCAGCGACACUGGAGCGAAAGGAUACUUGAGCACCAUUCAGCAAGCUACCCGCGUUGCUUGGCAGGGCUACCUCGUCUUCUUCAACCUCAAGAGCUCUGGCCAGAGGGUAGUCUUUGGCUUCUUAUGGGUGAUCGCUGCUUCCCAGCUAUUUCAGAGGAUCACCAUAAAUGAGGUUCUCAAGUCCUCCUAUGCCUAUGGCAAGAACGCCCAACGUCUCCACUCCUACAUGGCUCACAUACUGCUACAUCGUCGUCGUCAAGAUUCCGAUGAAGGAGGAGGAGGAGCCCAGCUGUUGAAGCUUUGCGACUACGCCGUGAUGGGAGAAGAAGAGUUGGAGAUGGAGGCUGGGCCGCCGGAGGACAGCGAGCUUAAUAUCCAGAAGAUCAUCUCUGCAAGAAAUACUACGGAUCAUGUCAUCACCGUUGGCAAGAUAUGGUCCCUGGCGGAUGUGAGAGACUCUCCUCUCCAGAAAGACCAUAGGCUCAAGAGGCUGUGCCUCUCCUUUGCACUCCACAAGCUGCUGCGUCGUCGCUUUGAGAAUCUCCGCUUCACCGAUGCGGAGGUUCAUAACUGCCGCGACCUCAUCUUCAGAGGUCUAUGCCGAGACGGCACGGACAAGGAAGCCAUCGCGGUUGCACUGUUCCAAGUGCUAAGGGACGAGAUACUUUUCGUCAAUGAGUACUACAACUCUGUCCUCCCCGUUGUGCUCUCAAGCCCCUUCUUCCUCCUAGCCAACUACUUCAUGUCUCCCAUCCUCGUAUUGGCAUUCUUCCUCCUCACCUUCAUUGCUUGCAACAAUGGGGACUGGUCCUACGCGUUGCAGAGUAUCACGAGUGACAACCUACUUCUACAUAUUGGCAUCAUCAAGACGGUUAAAUGCCUUUUCCACUACAUUAGUACACCGCCAGCACUCUACACCACGGUGGACCUUGCCAUCACCUUUCUUCUAGUGCUGGCUAACAUCUAUGAGGAGAUUUGGGAAUUCAUUGUCUGCAUCCUCUCUAACUGGUUCAUGGUGUCUUUGAUCCACCUCUACGCUAGGAACCCACAGAGGAGCCGUCUAAGCCCCACUUUCAAGGCCAUCAUCCGGAGGAUCAUAUGGGUUCGGAACCUAAUGAGCCAACCUAGGCUCCAGUUCAACCAGUUGUCCAUGCUAGGAGGAGGUUUUCUCCCUUGCCGUCAUCCUUUCUUGCUGCAACCCAAGAUUGUACCCAAGGAGGUGAAGAAGUCCAUCAUGGAGUAUCUGAUGAACCACAUUGACGGCCAUGCCCCACUAAGCAACGGAUGGUCCACGAUGCAAGCAAACUACCCCGAGUACCACUCUAAGCUCUCAUGGAUGUGCCACAACGACAACGUCACGGAGGUGAUGCUCACUUGGCACAUCGCCACCACCAUAUUGGAGGCCAAAUUCCCCAAGCAGACAGGAGCAACAGCUUCUUCUCAAGCUCACCGCACGGUGGCGACGACACUGUCCAAGUACUGCGCAUACCUGGUGGCCUUCAAGCCAGAGCUACUCCCCAGCAACCUAGAUGGGACACAGAAAAUGUAUGGAGCCCUGAAGAAGGAGCUGAAGGCGACACUCGGAUGCUGGCGUUACUGCUUCCCAAAGGAGAUUGUGGGACGACGAGUUGCAGUCGAGAAAUUGAUGCAAGAAGAAUCCCAAGGGAAGCUAGAGGGGAAGAUGCCAUUGAUGUGCAAGGGUGCCAGGGCUGGAAGGAUUCUCUUCGAGAAGGCUACGCUCGUCGACAACGAGGAGCCCGUGUGGGAGGUACUGGCUCACAUCUGGACGGAGCUCAUUGUGUUCAUAGCGCCAUCAGGCGACGAUGAGGUGCAGGUCAAGGCACAUAGGGAUGCAUUGGGGCAAGAUGCUGGGGAGUUCAUCUCUGUGCUCUGGGCACUCACUACGCAUACAGGUGUGACACGCCCGUGCGUUAAGCCGUGGGCAUUAAUCCCGGUCGAAAAUCUAGCUUGACGCCAAGGACACCGGCCGGCCUGUUUGAUUUAUUGGUUUGGUUUAUGCUAGCUUUAACCAGAAAUAUUGUGUGUGUGUGUGUGUGUGUGUGUGUGUGUUUAUAUGUUGGAUUGCUUGUUUCUUCAUAAGUAAAGUUUGGUCAUUGCAUGUGA
Messenger RNA from Oryza sativa Japonica Group (Japanese rice), 2575 nucleotides. RefSeq lists its product as uncharacterized. NCBI's taxonomy places the organism in Eukaryota, Viridiplantae, Streptophyta, Magnoliopsida, Poales, Poaceae. The record is from RefSeq and is a predicted model, not a curated record.